GUCAUUGAUUCGGGGGAUUUGGCAGAGGGGUUCAUCUUUUCCCGAGGCGUGACUUCUGACGCCAGCGGCAGUGGCCGGAUGGGUUUGGUGGGUUUGGACAUGUCACAGUGCAGAUAGCUGACGCCGCGGGACCCGCAUGCGAGAGUGUAGAACGUAUGGCCGCGUCCAUCCUGUCUGCUCAAGGAAAGGCACAGCCCAAUGCGCCGAGCCGGGAGAGGUGCUGCGGCAACCAUACGCAGAAGACUUUAUCGAACGCCCAAUUUCCGGCUUGGCGGUGGUAUGUGUCGAGGAUGGAGCACAGCCCUUUCCAAAGGGCCCUGCGCGCAUUCUAUGUGCGGCGCUGGCACUUGGCAGCCCUGAUUCAACUGAUGCAAACCCUGCACCGAGACAUGGAUGUUACACUGCGUGCUUGAGACGCUCGCGAGGCCAGGCUCCGAGCUUGCCACAACUUACGAACUUGACGCGUUUCUUUUUAGAGGCGCUGUACAAGUACACACACAAUGUAGACCGUGCUUCAUCUGUCGGGUCCCCUCGCACCACUCCCUCGUCACCUGAUGUGCGGAUGCGACUUGCCGGUCCAUCAUUUCCUUACGCCCGCUCGCGAGCGCGCCGCAUAUGAACAUGGUAUCCGCGCUUGUAGUGCGCAGGCGGGGAGCUGGGAAACGAGAAGGAUGUGAUCCUGACUGUCGCUGGUGGACGAGG
Molecule: messenger RNA, 702 nt
Organism: Tilletiaria anomala UBC 951
Lineage: Eukaryota; Fungi; Basidiomycota; Exobasidiomycetes; Georgefischeriales; Tilletiariaceae
Exons: 1
Coding region: 137-619 (160 amino acids)
Source: RefSeq, a predicted model, not a curated record